UCUCUAGCUCUCUCAGUCUCUCUCUUCCUCUCCUCUCUAAUACAACUUUUGCAGGAGCCUCCCCUCACCCCGCCGACCCAACAGAGACAGCCAGCCAGACAUGUUGAGCUGAGAGCUUAGGGGGAUCGCUCCAGUCCCCCUUCCCCGCCCCCCAAAAAUCCCAAGUCUGGGGGCCCCUCCAACCACCCACACACCCCUCCCCACUUGACCUGUUCACUGUGCAUCGACCCCCCCUCCCCUGUCCUCCCCUCCCCCUUCCUCCCCCCCCUCCGGCAUCUUCUAUUUUUGCUUCUUUGGCUGCUGCCGGUGUGCUGUUUCUGUUUUAUGGAGGGCUCUGUGGGUAUUCCCCCCCCUCGAUGAAUUGAAGGAGCUAUGCGGGAGGCUGCUGGCCGCUUCGGCUGUACCGAGGAGAGAGACAGGCUCAAGAUGGCAGAUUUCUAUUGAGUUUAACCGGGGAGGGGGCUGAAAUCCUGCUUCAUUUAUCUUUCGUUGCCAUGAAUAACAGACAUCCUUGCACCCAUGGCCCCAAUGUACGAAGGUAUGGCCUCACAUGUGCAAGUUUUCUCCCCUCACACCCUUCAAUCAAGUGCCUUCUGUAGUGUGAAGAAACUGAAAGUGGAACCAAGUUCUAACUGGGAUAUGACUGGGUACGGCACACAUAGCAAAGUCUACAGUCAAAGCAAGAACGUGCAAUCCUCCCAAGCAGCUGCCACCAUCAACGCCUCUCUCCAGAUUCCCAACCCCAGCAUCCCUUACGAGCAGACCAUCAUCUUCCCAGCCAGCACGGGGCACAUUGUGGUGACAUCUGCCAACAGCACCUCUGGUGUGGUUGCAGUAUCUGGGCAAGCAUUGGGUGGACCACACAACCUGAUGCGUCGAAGCACUGUGAGCCUUUUGGACACCUACCAAAAAUGUGGACUUAAGCGCAAGAGUGAGGAAAUUGAGAACACAAGCAGCGUUCAGAUUAUUGAAGAGCAUCCGCCAAUGAUUCAGAACAAUGCCAGUGGGGCCACGGUAGCCACCACAACCACAUCCACUGCCACAUCCAAAAACAGUGGCUCCAACAGUGAAGGGGAUUACCAGCUGGUGCAACAUGAAGUGCUGUGUUCCAUGACCAACACGUACGAAGUAUUAGAAUUUCUUGGCCGCGGAACCUUUGGGCAAGUGGUCAAAUGCUGGAAACGUGGCACCAAUGAAAUUGUAGCCAUCAAGAUCCUUAAAAACCAUCCUUCUUAUGCCCGGCAAGGUCAAAUUGAAGUGAGCAUCCUGGCCCGGUUAAGCACGGAAAGCGCAGAUGAUUACAACUUUGUCCGAGCCUAUGAAUGUUUCCAGCACAAGAACCACACCUGCUUGGUCUUUGAAAUGUUGGAACAGAACCUUUAUGAUUUCCUAAAGCAAAACAAAUUCAGCCCAUUGCCCCUUAAAUACAUCCGGCCAAUCCUGCAGCAGGUAGCCACAGCUCUUAUGAAACUGAAAAGCCUGGGCUUGAUUCAUGCAGACCUCAAGCCAGAAAACAUCAUGUUGGUGGAUCCAUCUCGGCAGCCAUACAGGGUCAAGGUUAUAGACUUUGGUUCUGCUAGUCAUGUGUCAAAGGCUGUGUGUUCAACUUACCUUCAGUCCAGAUAUUACAGAGCCCCUGAAAUCAUCCUCGGUUUACCCUUCUGUGAAGCAAUUGACAUGUGGUCUCUGGGAUGUGUAAUUGCAGAACUUUUCUUGGGCUGGCCAUUAUAUCCAGGAGCAUCAGAGUAUGAUCAGAUCCGAUAUAUUUCACAGACGCAGGGCUUGCCAGCUGAGUAUUUAUUAAGUGCAGGGACAAAGACAACAAGGUUUUUCAACAGAGAUACAGAUUCGCCAUAUCCACUGUGGAGGCUAAAGACACCAGAUGAUCAUGAGGCAGAGACGGGGAUCAAGUCAAAAGAAGCAAGGAAGUAUAUUUUCAAUUGCUUGGAUGAUAUGGCACAGGUAAAUAUGACAACAGACUUGGAAGGCAGCGAUAUGUUGGUCGAAAAGGCAGAUCGGCGGGAGUUCAUAGAUCUGUUAAAGAAGAUGUUGACGAUAGAUGCGGAUAAGAGGAUAACGCCGAUUGAAACGCUCAACCACCCAUUUGUCACCAUGACACACUUGCUUGACUUCCCCCAUAGCACCCAUGUCAAGUCCUGUUUCCAAAACAUGGAGAUUUGCAAGCGACGGGUGAACAUGUACGACACAGUGAAUCAGAGCAAGACACCAUUCAUCACUCAUGUGGCCCCAAGCACAUCAACCAACCUAACUAUGACCUUCAACAACCAGCUCAAUACAGUUCAUAACCAGGCCACCAGCCUGGCUCCCACCUCCACCACCAGUGCCACUAUAUCCUUAGCCAACCCUGAAGUCUCCAUACUAAACUACCAAUCUGCACUCUACCAGCCCUCGGCAGCAUCCAUGGCCGCGGUGGCCCAGAGGAGUGUCCCCCUGCAGACAGGGACUGCGCAGAUAUGUGCUCGCCCCGACCCCUUCCAGCAAGCCCUCAUUGUAUGUCCUCCAGGCUUCCAAGGUUUACAAACUUCCCCUUCAAAGCAUGCUGGGUAUUCUGUCCGGAUGGAGAAUGCUGUUCCAAUAGUCACUCAGGCUCCUGGGGCUCAGCCCCUUCAGAUUCAGCCAGGACUUUUAGCACAGCAAGCCUGGCCUAGUGGUACUCAGCAAAUUCUGCUCCCUCCAGCUUGGCAGCAGCUGACUGGGGUAGCCACCCACACCUCAGUCCAGCAUGCAACUGUAAUCCCGGAUACCAUGGCAGGGACCCAGCCCCUGGCAGAUUGGAGAAAUGCGCAUGCUCAUGGCAGCCAUUACAAUCCCAUCAUGCAACAGCCUGCACUUUUAGCCAGUCACGUCACCCUUCCAGCAGCCCAGCCCUUAAAUGUGGGUGUAGCUCAUGUAAUGAGGCAACAACCAACCAGCACCACCUCCUCUAGGAAGAAUAAACAACACCAGUCAUCAGCAAGAAAUAUGUCCAACUUCGAGGUGUCCUCCUCUCAGACGAUCAGUUCCCCACAGCGGUCUAAGCGAGUAAAGGAGAACACCCCCCCUCGCUGUGCCAUGGUGCACAACAGCCCUGCCUGUAGCACCUCUGUCACAUGCGGGUGGGGUGAUGGGGCUUCCAGUACUACACGGGAGCGGCAGCGGCAGACGAUAGUCAUCCCUGACACACCCAGCCCUGCAGUCAGUGUUAUCACUAUCAGCAGCGACACUGAUGAGGAGGAAGAGCAGAAACACCCACCCCCCAGCCCCCUGUCUAAGCAAAGGAAAAACGUCAUCAGCUGUGUAACUGUGCAUGAUUCCCCUUACUCUGAUUCUUCCGGCAACAAUAGUCCCUAUGCUGUGCAGCACCGAGGAGCAAACAAUAAUGGAAACAACUACGAUACGAAAGGCGCCCCAGAGUCGCAUUGCAAUGGGAAUCCCAGGACGAUCAUUGUGCCGCCACUGAAAACCCAGGCCAGCGAGGUGUUAGUAGAAUGUGACAGCUUGGCACCAGUCACCACCAGUCACCACUCAUCCUCCUACAAGUCGAAGUCCUCCAGCAUCGUGACCUCCACCAGUGGUCACUCUUCAGGGAGCUCGUCUGGAGCCAUUGCCUAUCGGCAGCAGCGGCCAGGGCCACACUUCCAGCAGCAGCAGCCUCUGAAUCUCAGCCAGGCACAGCAGCACAUUGUGACGGAUCGCACAGGGAGUCACCGGCGACAGCAAGCCUACAUCACUCCAACAAUUGCUCAGGCUCCAUAUUCCUUCCCACACAACAGCCCCAGCCACGGUGCAGUCCACCCCCACCUGGCUGCGGCUGCAGCUGCUCACCUCCCUACUCAGCCUCAUCUCUACACGUACACUGCACCUGCUGCUCUGGGCUCCACAGGGACUGUGGCCCAUUUGGUGGCUUCUCAAGGGUCAGUGCGUCAUGCUGUACAGCACACUACGUACCCAGCCAGCAUCGUCCACCAGGUUCCCGUCAGCAUGGGCCCUCGGGUCCUUCCAUCGCCCACGAUCCACCCAAGUCAGUAUCAGGCGCAGUUUGCCCACCAGACCUAUAUCAGUGCAUCUCCAGCCUCUGUCUACACUGGAUACCCCCUGAGCCCCACCAAGGUCAACCAGUACCCUUACAUCUAAAACACUGGAAUGAGGAAAAGACAAUGGCACAGACGGAGGGGAAACCAAGGCUGCUUUUAUACUGAAGGACAUAACAGGCAAACAAACAAUGCAACGGGAGGCUCAAAUCUAAACUUGAACAGAGGAGACUUUGAGGAAGAAAUGAGAGAAAAGAAGAGGGAAGUCAAAACCAGUCCUACACUUUUUAUUUAAAAAAAAAAGAAAAAGAACAGAAAAAAAGAUAAAAAGAACGGAAAACAAAAAUACAAAAAAAUUUCUGCACCAAACUUCAUAGUGGGAGAAGCAGAAGGACCAUUGUUGUCUGGUCCUGUUUUUGGAUAACUUCACCAAUAGACUUUUACAGAUUAUUUUCAUCUGACUACAUUUAGGAAUUUGCUGUUCAAACCUCCUAAUACCAAGUUUCAUAGGUGUUUGGGUAUUUUUUUUAAAUUAAAGAAGCAUACAAAUUAGGGAUUUAUCCAGAAUUUCAAAAGGGUUAUCACUUUGUCAUUGCACUGGUUGCUGUAACCCAAAAUAAAGAAACAAUGAAAAGUGUGACGUGUUUUCUGUUGGGAGAAUAAAGAGAGGGACAAGCACAGGAUGAGAGAUGUUUGGAUUGUUCCAGCUCUCUCAUUGACAGGCUUAGCAGCAUUGGUAAGUUAGAAACACGCACACACUAAGCAGAAAACACUAUUGGGCAAAAUUGGGCAAUGGGGAUAUUUGUUCUUUCUCUGAGCACCCUGGAUAAAUCCCUGAGAAAUACUAUUCUGAAAAGAAAAAAACCCUUUAAUAAUGUACAAUAGAAUCUCAUCUUCCUUACUUGGAAAUACUUUUCUUUCUUUUUUUGAAUAACCCUUCACCAUUUGCAGUCCAAUCCUAAUCAUUUCCUGCUCCAGCAGAUAAAUGCAUAUGAUGGACAGUGCUGAUAGCUAACCCAUCACAGCGUCACAAAGCAUGGCAUCAUGCUAACGUUGCUGUAACCUUGUAUCCAAUCUUGUGAGCAGAUACACAAACCCAAAUGUUUAGGAUUGGUCUGUUAGUGUAGGAUAGUUCUAGCUGGUCCUCGAUAGAAUGUAGCACUAUGCCAUGCAUACACCUUUUUUUCUACUUUGUGUUAAAUUCCAAUGAUACCAAUAGACUAUUCCUCAAUGUGAUUGCACAAAAAAGUGAUAUAACAUAGGCAUGUAACAAAUGUGAUUGUCCAGGUAUAUGUGUGUGUGCGUGUGUGUGUGUGUGUGUGCGCAUGUGCGCGCUGAUGCUGCCUUCUCUUGUGGUGUGGUCCUCAGCACAGCCAUUACAAACUGUCACAGUCUUAGUUUUACAUCAUUCCCUUGUAGUGCCUUACCAAACUACAGUUGCGGUUUUAAGGGUUUACUUCCACUGGUACUCCUAGAAACUGACUGAGGCUGGUUGGAAUUUAAUCUCAACUCUUUUUUUUGUCUAUUGACUGUUCUUUUAAUAUUGGUUUUCUUCUUAUAGCCUGUUUUGUUUUGUUUUGUUUUAUAUCAUCUUCUUGGGGUAAGUUGCAAAGGUCAGUGGAGGGCCGUGAUUUUUGACUGGAAUGGAAAAAUGGGCAUGAAAAUGACUGGACUGGUUCUUAGCCCAAAAGCAGCUUUCCAUAUGGUUCCAUUUUGUUGACAGAGUUGAUUGAACAUCCUAUCAGGAUGCUCAGUGUCCCCAAUUCUUGACAGUUUAGUAUUCUUACAAAUAUAAAUAGAAUAGGGAGCCCCCAGUCUUGCUUUGGAUCAAAAAUACGUAAUACCUCAUGUUAAAUGGCUAUGUCUGAACUGGGGAUGUGGGGGGAGAUGAUUAGCUGGGACGGACUAUAUAUAUAUAUUAAAUGGAACGCUUUCAGUGAGAAAAGAAAAAAGAGAAUGAAAGGAUUAGUUCCAGAGCAUUAGACUCAGGUUUGCUCCAGAAACUAUUUUUCUGGAGAAGCGCUUGCACUGGCACCUGCACAGGCUGGGCAGCUGCAUAAGCCUCCAGCACUACCUUGGACUGGGUUACGUGACCUUUCCAAGAGGCCUGAGCCCAAUUUCCAGUGGUAGGGGUUUGAUCAUUUCUAGGUGGCUUAUCCUGAAGAUCCAAUGUCUAUGAAAUCCCGUAGCUAGGCCUGACUUGGAGUCACCAUGAUGAGAGGCAUCAUGGUUUCGAUGGUGCUUUCUUUACUUCCUCCCACCUCAUUCUUACUGUGGAUUUUUUUAAAAAAAUCAUUGUUCAGAUUUGCUGUCUGGACUCUAUCCUCAGCUCCAAAUAAUCUGAACUGUCUUGUUUUUUGUAAAAGAAAACAAAACAAAUCAGAUUUCCAAAGAGAAGUUUUUGUACAAUGAAAAACGUUAAAAGAGUUAGAGGGAAAUCUUACUGCUACACCAAUGCAAGUGGGUGCUUUUUUGUCAGUGCUUAAUAUUGUCAUUGUUGUUGUGUUUCCUGUGGAGAUUUACUUGUAUUGGUGGUCUGAGGCCUGCCUGCAUAGCCACUCAAUACCGCUGCAGCUGUAUUUGUGACUUCAGAAAUGGAGCGUUUAGGCAAUAUGGUAAGAUGUUGGGAUAUGGCAGGUCAAUUAGCUGAGAGAAGAGGGAGGGAUCCCAGGUGUGGUUAAGGCGAAAAGGUUUCUCAAGAAGUAAGUUGGCAAGAAAGACAAGCACAGUUGAAAUAUCUGGAAGUUGUCACUCAUGCUUUGCCUGGAGGGAGCAAAGAAAAACUCUCGCCAUGAAUACUUUAGUUGGACACAAUUAUUUUUCUGUGGCAAACCCUCAUAUAAAACCUCUCUUUUUGGAAUUUUCAAAUGAAGCACCAUUUGAUUUUUCUGUUUUUUCCCUUCGCCCCCUAAACAUAGUGAUGUAAAUCCUAACCUUUCAUUGGUUCGUGCACCUUACACCAAAACCUUUCUAGUUCCUAUCCUGUUACAGAGAUUUUUUCCACUUUCUCAGAGUAGUAUUACUACAUUCCUCUCCUAUCCUAUCACAUCUAGAGGGGAAGCUUCACGCUGUUUGUGUCAUUGAGAGGAAGAAUAUUGUUAUGUUGUUGUUGUAUUCUUGUUAUUAAUUUUUAUAUAAUUAUGUUUUACUCUUUGUUUUCAUUGCACAUGCAUUCCUGCAUCUUUAUUUUAUUAUUAUCUUCUCUGAAUAGGGGAUUGAGUAUUAUUUAAGGGGGGGUUCUGUGUCAGUGGCAUCAGAAUGCUUGUUACACGUGUAGGUUUCACAGGGAAAGGGAGACACAGGGAUAUUCUGGUUGAGAAACUUGUGUACUGUAGAUCACAUGAAGGAGGAAGCAAGAUUAUAAAGUAAGUUCAGAUGUAGCAGGAAACCAUAAUUUCCCAUUAAGAGAUUGAGCUAUGGCAAGUAUUGGGCUCUCAUGCUCCCUCUUCCUUAUUUCUUUUUCACAUAAGCAAAGAAAAGCUCAGAAGCAUUUGCUUCCUUUUAAAAUUAACUGAAAUUCUCCAUGAUGUUUGAACACUGGGAACUAUGGUUUGUCGAAACUGCAGCCAAUGAGAACAAGCCAGGAUCUAAAACCAUGUUUUGAUUCUGGCCUGUUCUUGCUAACCAUAGUUUAAUCAAGUUUCAGUUCCCUAAGUUUGGGCAUAAUAAGGAAUUGUAGUUAAACACCAGAAACAGUUGUUUCUAAUCUCCUCUUUUGGGGCAUGAAAGAAGAGGAGAGGGGGAAGGAAGAGUGUGUGAACCCAAGGUUUGCUGCAGCCCACUCACAUGGCAGGAAAUCAUGAUUUCAUAUUAGGUCUUCACCAUGCCAUAUUGUGACUAUUACACAAUGGCAAACCUUCACAGUUUCUGAUACCUUCAUGCAGUACCUUCAUGUUUUUAGAAGUGUGGUAUUUUAGGCACAAACUAAACAACUACCAGCUUCACAAUUGGAUUUAAGAAGGAUACUGGGAUCGUGGAGACACUUUGAUCUUGUGUUGUAGGGGUUAAUGUCUGAUAAGUUGCUAUGAUAUUAAAUUGCAACCCUUAAUGGUCUUGCGGUGCCCCCUCUUGAGAUGGCCAUCUGCAGUACUUCAAGAUGUGGUAAGCCAACUCUGCUGUGUUUGAGGGCCUUCCUGCUCAUUCUACUGAGUGGGCUGCCCCAAAGUCCUGCCCUGAAGGCACCACUGUUUGAAGGCUUUUCAAUCCUGCAAUAAACACAAGGUGUGAGUGUUUGUAGUUAACUUUUCUACUUUAAAAAAGCCAAUGGGGAGGUUCCACAGUGUCAGUCAAGAAGUGACUGAAGCUGUUGGCUGCUGGAAACUGAAGAACUCAAGAAAAUGAGUAUAAGGCAUGGUUGUCUGUUCUAUCUUUAUUGUUGCUCAAGAUUAAAAGCUUAAUUGUGUGGCCAAAAUAGUUUGCAUUUCUUCCCAAUGUAUCUAAUAUUUUCCCUUCAUAAUUCAUUCUUAUGGAUACUUGUAAUGUUUCAAAGUUUUGCUAGUUGUACACAAAUAUGAUAUUUAUAUUUUUAAGAACCUCCACCCUAUUCUCUUUUUUCACACUCAGUGUUGAUUCUCUUCUGCAGGAUAUUAUCUGGCAGAACAUGUUCUUAAAGUGUACCAUUAUGACAUAUUUGACGAAUUAAUCACUGGUUUAUCAGGAAUGCAUACAAUUGGCUGAAUUGUGGCAAGAAAGGAUUGGUUUUAAUUAUGCAAACUUAAUUAUGCAAACUUAAUUAUGUUUUAUUUAUAUAUCUUUUUCAUGUAUAUGCACACCGUUUUCAGUAUAGAAUGAUUCUGAUUAUAUAGAACAGGAGACUGAAGGGCUUUUGAUGUGGAGGCAAAAAAUUCAUAGACGGUGCAAGUGUGUUUCUUCCUUUUGGGAAAAAGACUGGUUGUAAAUCCUACCAUGGUCAGAGGGUGGAAUAGUUUAGAGGCCAGAGUGAAUGAGGAAGUAGCUAAUUCAAGCAUUCAGAAAUGAAAUUGACAUUUGUUAGACCAAGGAAGAACUUUUCUUCUAGGGAAGGAGAUGCAAAUAGUGCUUUUCUGAACUCCUUUUAAAACAUAAAUGUAGUAAAGCACUAUGAGGAUGAAGGGAAGGAAGACUAUCUUUCAUAAGGGAACAGCGGGAUGCUUAGCAGCAUAAGGUUGGUGUUACAUGGGCAAGAACGAGCAGCAGUAGGUGAAUCGUUUAGCUUGCUGUAGGCAACUGGGGGGGCAGGAUAUUGUUGUGUUUGGGGCAUGUUCUUUGGAGUUUUUUGUGAAUCUAUGGAGAAGGAUGCCUAAAACCUGUAAGAGGAAGUGCCUGUUUAAUAACAGUGUCAUAGCAGUACUUGGAUGCAGCAGUAAGAAAACUAUAGUUGCAAUCUAGACAUGCUUAUCUGGAAGGGAGUCCAGUUGAACUCAACGUGGCUUAUUUCUGAGUAGGCGUCUAUAGGAGUGCACAGUAAAACCGCUACCGCAUCUCAGAGAAGAAAUGGUUUCAUUGUGGCCAACUUUGGAAGGAAGAGGCCUAUAAAAUGAAGUAGGUUGUUGCCCUCAGAAGUGUACCAAUUCAUGUUUGCUCAACAGUAUACUGUCCAUUCACCAUAGCAGUUUCCGUAUGUAGGAAGGAGGUAGAGAUUAUUUUUAUUUUGCGGUCCUUAACAGUUUGUACCUGUUCCAAAUGAUGAUAUGCAAUGGAGGAGCACUUCCUUAACAAAAGGAAACAGUGCAACGGAAGAUCUGGAUUGUUUUGUUUUGUUUUGUUUUUCAAAUCUUUUAUCAAUUAACAACACAAUCCUAUGCAUGUCUACUCAGAAGUAAGUUCUGCUGAGUUCAAUGGGGCUUACUGCCACGUAAGUGGGUAUAGAACUACAGCCUAAAAGCCAUUGUUUUGAAGAAGUACUUCCAGUUUCAGUGAACUUGCAUCUACCAUAACUAUUUUCAUUUUCCCACCCCAUCGCACUGCACCCCUCAUAUUACCUCACAGGCCAACAAAGGAAUACUUCUGUCUCUGAUCAUUUUGUUUCAUAUAUUCUUAAGGGAGUAUGCCUCAGAAUUUGGCUUGAAAUAAAUUUAUGGUUUACCAAACUUGAAAGAAAAUUAAAACCUGCCUUUCUUUAACCAAAGAAAAUAUAAAACAAGAUGAAUAGAUGUGUUGAGAAAGGAGAAGACUAUGUCUCUGCCCAUUAAAGAAUCCAGGCACAUGUGACUUUUUGAAUAAGACAUUAUAUGGAAUAUCAUCUUUCUUUCUGCUCUUUCAGUUUUGUCACCCUUUCCCCCCUUGAAAUUCGCAUUUGAAGACGUUUGCUUGGGAGAAUUCAGUCAUAUUCACUGCUGCUGUGCUAAACAUUGAAGGAUGUCUAAAAGAAGGGGAGACAAAAGCUUUUGUUUAUUUUAUGGGAAAUCAAUUAAAAUGUAUUUUAUUAUCCAUAGCAACAGUAUAGCAUAGAAACUCAGUGAGUUGCCCAAUGGAGUAGGCUUUUGCAGGUUCUUUGUGUUUCUGUAAUGUGUGACUUCCAUGCCUUAGUAACUGGCAUCUGCAUGUCUGGGUCAGACUUGGUGCAGCCCUGAAAGCUAAGUGCAAGGUUAAACAAACUACAGGAGAUCUGUAGGUAAAAUGCCCUCCAGCCCCACAAAGGUGGGUUCUUUAGUGCCUAGGGAUCAAAUCCUGUUUUCUGGAUCAAGAUCUGCUCUUCACUAAAUUCACUGGAGAAAGAAGUCCUUUUCUACUCUGCCAAUUUUGGCAAUGCCCUCAAGAAUGCUUACUGUGACCCACUCUAGCCCUCAUCCAAUAGGUUGGGUUUCAGGCCAGUAAGCGUAAAUACUCAUGGACUCCUGCUGCUGCUAUAGAAAUCCCUCUGGUCCUCUCUAGAGACAACUCCUCUCUGGGGAUGAUGGUAGCUGUAGGCCAAGCAGGUUGGCGAAUGCUAGUGUGGGUCAUGUGGUAUCCUCUGGGUUUUUCUGUAUUUGACUUUGUUUGGUCUUUAUGCCUGCAGUGGGCAGUGGGAGAGACAGGAUGAGGCUCACUUGAGCCAUCCUUCCAAUUCUCAAUCUGUCUUACCCUGUGCCUCAUUCUGUCUUACUGUAUCUUAUCCUGUUGUAUAAACGCCUGGUACAUAAGCUCAGACUUUCUUGAUUCAAACGUGUCAAUCAAAUUGAGCAAAGUGCCCCUCAUCCUACAAGGCUUGUAAAGUACUCUGUACUACAAGGACAUAAUUAUGUGUUCUUGUGUUCCAGGCCAUUGCUGCAAUAUUUUUGGUGAGGCAAGGCUUUCUUUGUGCUGCUCUAGUAUUGGGCCAUGAUGAGUGAUCAUUGAGAAAUGGCUUUCUGAGUAUUCUGCUGUGUUCUGCCAUCAUGUUGGGUGACUGGAUUGCAUUGUAGCUUUGAUUUAAGUCAUGCCAUUGUAAGGGUAGGAUUCAUAUCAGUUGGCUAAAAACUUUGGCUUCCUUCUGCAGAUACAUAUUCCAUGAUUCUAUGUGGAGAAUUCCACAUGGGUAUACUUGUGUACUUGCCGGGUGUCAUGUGUGCAGGAUUUUUCAAGCUGGGUAACAAAAGAGCGAUACCAGUGAAUGUAAAACAAACAAAAAAACCUUAUAGCAGAAGGAAACACAUAUGUAGCAAAUAUGUCCUUUUGAGUGGGCAAUUAGCAAAAGUUGUCAGGAGCCUCCGAUACCUUGUUUUUUCUGAAUAUAGCAAAUAAGAGUGAAACUCUCGUGUCUUAUGUACGGGUUAGUAUUGUCCUUCCAGUUUUAGCAGUGCUGCUAUACCAGAUUUUUCAUGUGCAUAUUAAGAAAAGAAUAGUUGUAUGUUAAUCCUUUGCUUAAUGUAGUUAAACCAAGAAAGGCAAUACUAAAAGCAUAUUUUUUCCAAAUAUGAUAUUUUUACUGCACUGAUAAAAAUUGUGGCAUCUCUAAUUCUAACUCUUCAGCUGUUGGGGAAGCUCUGUGUCGGUUCACACAAAUACUUGUGUGUGAAUGGUACCUAUAGGCCUCUCCUUCCUUCUUUCCUGAAAGAGGUGGGGCAACACUGCUGAAAGCAAAUGAAAUGUUUCUCCCACUUUCAGGACAAAGCCAAGGACUUAACUAAGGUGCUGGGAUGGAGCUGAUAAUAACAAGAGUUUUUUUUUUAAGCUAGUACGUUUUGAGGAAGUUUGAAAUACCUUGGUCUGGAAUUUCUGUUAGAAAAUAUAUGUAUUUGCCAUCCAUCUUAUCUUUUUAAUUUUACACUAUUGUAUUUUUACUUUUUGCUUGUUUGCUAUGGUUGUAGAGUAGUCUAUCUGUGUUCUAGAUGUUUCUUGACUUUCUAGUGCUCACUGACUCCAUUGGAAGCAAACCCACCUGAGCAGGAUUCUAGAUUCUGGUUGGUUCAACUAGGAUUCUAAAAUCCUGACAGUACACUUUGUUUUAUAAAUAAAGAAGGAUUAAAAUAUUUCUCUUACAAAAACUGUGACCUAAUGGCAAUAAUUACCUCAAAUGUGGGCAUUCAUCUUGGUUUUAGCCUUUAAAACAAAACAAAAACAUGUAGCCACUUGAAUUUGGGUUUUUUUUAAAACAAAAAAAUUAUAAAUGCCCACCCUGGUCAUUGUUGCUUUGAGUGAUUCUUUAAAAAUAAAAUGAUGAAACCAAGGAUUAAAUUACUAUUUUAUGUAUUUUAAUUAAUUGUGAUGUUGAAAUGCACAUGUAAGUAUAUAUGUUCAUAGCUACUGUAAAGUGCUUCGGCCUUCUCAAAGAUAUGUAAUGAAUCACAUUUUAAACUAAUAUGAACUGAACAACAGACUGUGGCUACUAAACAUUUUCUGGCUACAUUUUAUAGUUAUAGUGUUUUAUAGUUUACAUUGAAACUGGUACUUUCUAACUAAAUGUUCUGUUCCGUUUUAAUUAUAACUUCAGAAUCUCAACACUGCAAUCCCUCUAACAUUUUUAUUUUGCUCGUUUAAAAAACAGAAGUAAAACUGUCUUCAAUAUGUUCAUUCUGUUCUGAGAUAUAACAUAGUAGUAGAAGGUCUGAUCAGAUAAUUCCAAAGUUAAGGAGAGAAAAUCACUCCAUACAUGCUGAAAGCAUAGCAAGUAGAGCCCAACAGAUGACCUAUUAUUUUUUAAUUAAAGAAAUAUUGAAACUCUUGGGGAUGAAUCAGGAAGCACAAUAAUUCCCACCCAGCUAUUUCAUUUAGGCUGCCAUCCUAAGCACACUUACCAGGGAGUAAGCCCCAACCAACAUAAUGAGACUUACUUCUGAGUAAAUAAGUGCGGGAUUAUACUGCUGAAAUCUGAAUCUGAACGGAAAUACCUGUAUCAUGGAACAAGGGGUAUUCAGAGCAAGUCAUGUAUUGUAUAGCCUAAUUCACACACAGAUCAGUAAUUGUGUGGGUUUAGCAGCUCUAUAAUCAUGUGAAGCAGAAUCAUCUGCUUACAAUUAUCUUGUUAAAAUGGCGAUCAUGGAUCUCAGAUGUAUUAUGCAUUUACCUUUGCCUGAAAAUUUUGGAAGCACUUGAUCUGUCUCAUCCCACACCCCAGGGUUGAUCAAUUGGCAGCUACAUCCAUGGAAAUUUCACAAUGCAGGACUAGUCCUUAGUACCCCAUGCACAUGAGCCCCAGUAAGGAAACCUAUGAAUAAGUCCUCAAGUACUGAGAAACAAUAAUAGGUAGUGCUAUAUAAUUCUGUAAUCAUGAGGUUUAUCUCAUAUACUAGUUGCUCUAAAGCCACUUUGAACCCUUAAACUAAAUAUAAAGAACUUGACCAGCGCCUUGUAAAUUUAAUUUGCCUGUUAGUCAAUGAUAGUUUAUUGGAUAGUUUCCAUAUGAUCAAUUGUUGUGAACGACAUGUUUGGCUGUAAAGGGUCUUUUGGUUUCUUUUCCUUUUCUCUGAGUGUGACUUGUACCGUAUCUGUUUAUAUGUGUUUUUCUUUUCUUUUUACUGUCAAGCAACCAAUGAAUGGAAAUGUUCUGCUGGACAAAAAGGUAUUUUUAGACAGUAAAUAUACAGGAACUGGCACAAAAAUAUUUUUAUCUGAACAGCUGGGCUUCAUUGUGGAGCUGACAGUCUCAGCAAAGUUCCUUAUUUAACAUUGUUUGGCUGCACUAGCAGAGUAAUGAGUUAGAAGGAAAAGGGAGAAAUGCCCCUGUUGAAAUCUGCAUUCCCACUGGGUUCAGUGGGAGCCCUCCAGCCCCUUCACCAAAUCCAUUUAAUACCAUAGUUCACGUUAGCAAAGUGAACUUGGCAUGUGGCUGUGUCGCCAUUUUGAAAGCCUAAUGGGGAGGCCUGUUAGGAAUGCAGUCCUUACGGGAACUGGACGAGGUUGGCUUCCAUAGCUGUUAGGCACAGUUGACAGCAACUAACCCUUUUAAUGCCCUUAGCAAGCACUUGCUCUUCCUUUUAUAUCAAAGCCAGGCCUGGAAAUAUCACCAUGCCCCAUUGCAGGAGCUAUAAGUUUUCCUUCUAAACCUUGGGCUUGGAGUCUGUAAAGCACAAAGGCAUUUUUAACAUAGCAGAUCCAUUUUCCUUAGAAUCUGCAUAGUUAUAGAUACAGGUGCUAUUAAGGGAAAGGGAAAUACAGCCUUCCAUGCUUCCACUUUGUGGUGGUUACAAGCAACACUUCUAUCUUUUUCUCUAUUCAGUUGGGAUUUCUCUUUUUGAAGUGAUGUUGCCAUAGGCUAUUCCACAGCGCAGCUAACUGAGGCGCAGAAAGUAUCUCCUCAUCCAUUGUGCUUCACCAGCUAAGUAAAAAUAAAAAACGAGGCACUUUCCAGUGCCAAACAUUUUUUAACAGACAGAAUUGGAAUGUGUAAUCUGUAAAUUUUAUACCACAACAAGUUGUUGCUGUUGUUUCUUUCAAAAGGGGAGAAGACAAUAGCUUUAUUAGAAAGGGGAGGAAGAAAGGAGUUAAUCUUGGCAGUUAGAGUCUAUAUUGUGGUAAUUAAAAGAAACAUGGGGGCAGGGGGUGGUAUUUGUGAGUAUUUGGAUCCUUCUGACCCAUAGUCGAAGGGGUGUUUUAUACCUAUUAAUUGUUCAAAGAACCCAAUACGCUCUGAAUGGAAUUAAAAACACAUGCUACAUAAAAACUCAUUUGAGAAUGCAAAAAUCUUGAAAUAUUUCCCACCACAAAGACACCUCCCCACCCUUUCACCUGAUUGAUACUUCUAAGGGUUUUGUUUUUUCUGUAUACAGUAUCAUCUCGGUUCAAAAACCCCAUGAAAGCCCUGAUUGGUUGUAUUCUUUCACUAUAUGGUUCUGUAUUGAGUGUUAAUCCAUGUUAAAACUUCGUGAGAAUUAUUGUGUGCAACAGUAUUUUCUUGUGUAUUGUUUAUUUUUUUCCCUCUUCUGUGAAUUGUCCCUUUUGUUUCCUUUCUUUUUCUGUUCCUUUUGUUAUUUUUUUGUUUUCUUCUGGUAAUGUCUUUGAAAAAAAAACCCAGAAAAGAAACUGACGUGUUGUAGAACUAUAUGUAACCUAUUCCUUAGUCUCAUAUUAUAGGUAUGUUAUAAGAAUGGAUAUUUUACUUGGCUUUAGAAUGUUUUACAAGAAAACUAAUUCUUAACCAAUCAAGUUCUUGCUACUAAAAAAAAAACGCUUGUGUUUUUCAUCAUGACGUUGUGUGCUUUAAUUAAUAAUCAUUUUCGUUGUAGAAAAAUGGAGUGAAUUUAUAUUAGACUUGAAAACUAAUAAUAGCAUUGUAAAUUUAUGAGAUGAUUUUAACAAAAAAAAGCAUUAUAGAAGAAUAUAGUUAUUUUAAUUGUAAUAUUACUAACUGUAGGGUGAGAAAGGGCCCCCCGUUGUGGUGAACUAUGUUAUAGCUUGUUAUUCACAGUUUCUUUUUGAUCAUUUUUUCGGUCUCUGAGGUGAAACGAGUUAUUAAUCAGAAUUUGUAAACUCACAUAUGCAUAUUGUAUAUGUGUAGAAAUGUAAUCACACUUUGUCUUGGAAUUACAUUAAACUGUUUUAAGUCA
This is a messenger RNA of Rhineura floridana, 15952 nucleotides long. It is a transcript of the gene HIPK2, whose product is annotated as homeodomain interacting protein kinase 2. Bases 520 to 4134 code for a protein of 1204 amino acids. Lineage: Eukaryota; Metazoa; Chordata; Lepidosauria; Squamata; Rhineuridae. Gene Ontology annotation, biological process: peptidyl-threonine phosphorylation; positive regulation of transcription by RNA polymerase II; peptidyl-serine phosphorylation. Gene Ontology annotation, molecular function: protein tyrosine kinase activity; SMAD binding; transcription corepressor activity. The transcript is spliced from 15 exons. The record is from RefSeq and is a predicted model, not a curated record. Gene Ontology annotation, cellular component: nucleus; cytoplasm; PML body.